Messenger RNA from Plutella xylostella (diamondback moth), 4006 nucleotides. The record is from RefSeq and is a predicted model, not a curated record. NCBI's taxonomy places the organism in Eukaryota, Metazoa, Arthropoda, Insecta, Lepidoptera, Plutellidae.
UUUAUCUCUAUCGAUAUUCUAAGGCAAAAUGUUUAGUACUAUUCCUGUCCGCAUUUAUUUUCUGUAGUCGCACUUGAAAAAAAUACUCUGUGUAAAGUCUACGUGACUGGUGAUAGUGAUGUGCCACGAAAUUCAACAAUUUUUAUUGGCAUUUCGCCAUAUUUUGCUGAUAUUAUUCUGUUUGACGUAAGAGCCUACAAAAUUUUCGAGUGCACUUGAAGAAAAACACAGUUUAUUUACAUGUAACAUGUUUUCAUUGAAUUCUAUAAACACCCAAAACCAGGUCCUAGUUAGUUUAAACCAAUUGUCGUCUCGUUACGCGAGUCUAUUCAAACAAAGAAAGCAGCGCGGUGAGAAAACCAACCAUGUGAAGAGAAAGGAGGCUUCGUAUGACGCAACAAUAUGCCAAGAAAGCCUGAGCGAAUGUCUUCGGAACUUCGAAAAAGAUGUACUGAAAGAGAUGAGGCAGGUGGACCUCCGCGCCGUCACCCUGAGCCGCGCGCGGCCGAGCGGUCUCACCUCAGCGAAAAAGGUUUCAUUCAUUUCCGAAGACUCCUUUGAAAAAAACAAAAAUGGUUGGAGUUCAACGCCAACAGUCACUGUGGAUGUCAGACGGGGUCACUUCAAUGUGACCGAGAACUUUGUCGGUCUGCUGGCGAGCAGCCUGCGCCAGAAUAGCUUCAAGUUCAACGUGCAGGUGCGAGGGUUCAAGACAGAGCGAGGGGUUGACGCUGAUCUCAAGAGGAACCCUAAUCUUAUUAAUAGACUGCGUAAGUCCUUGGGUCUGAACCUAGUGGAUAAUCCGUCCAACAAGCCCGGCUCCGGGCCUGAGGUGGCUCCGCGUCUCGACAAGCUGCUGAGCGAAGACUCCCCACUCACGCAUGAACAGAAGGAUAAGAUCAAGAUCGCCUUUGCUGAGGGGUAUUUGGCUGGCUCGCACCCGGACAACGCGCGCGGCACGAAGGCCUCUAAGUACCUGAAGGUGGUGCAGCAGCUGCUCACCAUCGUGCUGUUCCUCGCCAUCUUCGUCAGCCUCAUGGCCUCCGUCAGCGGGACCGUCUUCAGCAGGAUCCAGCUGGGCAACCAGGUGGAGGUGGACCCCGAGGACAUCUCCGUCACCUUCGAUGAUGUGAAGGGAGCUGAUGAAGCCAAGCAGGAGCUGAAGGAUGUGGUGGAAUUCCUAAAAUCCCCCGAGAAGUUCUCCUCCCUAGGGGGCAAACUGCCCAAGGGGGUGCUGCUAGUGGGGCCUCCGGGGACGGGCAAGACGCUACUGGCUCGCGCGGUGGCGGGCGAGGCGCGCGUGCCGUUCUUCCACGCCGCCGGGCCCGAGUUCGACGAGAUCCUGGUGGGGCAGGGCGCCAGGCGCGUAAGGGAUUUGUUCAAAGCAGCCAAGGAGCGCGCCCCGUGCGUGAUAUUCAUCGACGAGAUAGACUCGGUGGGCGCCAAGCGGACCAACAGCGUUCUACACCCGUACGCCAACCAGACAAUAAACCAGCUGCUCUCGGAAAUGGACGGUUUCCACCAGAACGAGGGGGUGAUAGUGCUGGGAGCCACCAACCGACGCGAGGACCUGGACCAAGCCUUGUUGAGGCCCGGCCGGUUUGAUGUGGAGGUGAACGUGCCCACGCCGGACUACGAGGGGCGGCUGGAGAUCCUGCAGAUGUACCUGAGCAGGGUGGCCGCGUCGCCUGAGGUGCAACCGGCGGUGCUAGCGCGCGGUACAACCGGGUUCACGGGAGCUGACCUCGAGAACAUGGUCAAUCAGGCCGCGCUCAAGGCAGCAAUAGACGGCGCCAAGACCGUCACCAUGAAGUACCUCGAGCACGCUCGGGACAAGGUGCUGAUGGGCCCGGAGCGGCGUGCGCGCCUGCCCGACGAGGAGGCCAACGCCAUCACCGCCUACCACGAGGCGGGGCACGCCGCCGUCGCAUACUACACUAAGGACUCCCAUCCCCUGCACAAGGUGACCAUCAUGCCGCGCGGGUCGUCGCUCGGUCACACGGCGUACAUACCCUCCAAGGAAAGGUACCACGUGACGAAGCAGCAGCUGCUGGCGAUGAUGGACUCCAUGAUGGGCGGGCGCGCCGCCGAGGAGCUGGUCUUCGGGCCCGACAAGAUCACCUCAGGCGCCUCCUCCGACCUCACCCAAGCCACGUCCAUAGCUCAACAGAUGGUCUCAGUCUGGGGCAUGUCCGACGCGGUAGGGCUUCGCACGCACCCGCCCGCCGCCGCGCCGCCCGCGCCCGCCACCACCGAGCUGAUGGACAAAGAGAUCAAGAAGAUCCUGUCGGAGAGCUACGAGCGAGCCAAGGCGAUCCUGCGCGCGCACGCCAAGGAACACCGAGCGCUGGCUGAAGCACUGCUCAAAUACGAGACCCUAGACGCGGAUGACAUAAAGGCUAUUAUGUCCGGAUCCACCAUACGACCAGACAAGGUUGGCAAGGAGCCAGUGCGAGAGAGCAAGGACAGCAAGGAGCCCUCCCCCCCGGGCCUCAUGCCGCACCCCGCGCCCGCCUAGCCGUAGACAAUCCUGCAGUCAAAGGCCAACAAUGUAGAACUAAACACAUGCGUUGCGAAUGUGCAAACACACUGACAAACACUAUUAUAUACAGAGUGUUGCAAAAAGGGUAGAGUUAACCUGAAACAGGUCGUAGUGUAACCAAAAAUGUGUUAAUCACAAAUUUAUUGAUGAGCAAAUAAUAAUAAAAAUAUAAAUUAGCAGCAGCCUCUAAAGACACCUUUGCAAAUCUUGAUGUAAUUUUUUUGCAAUUAGGUAUAAAAAAAUAUAAAAAUACGAGAGCGAAAGUUCAAUGGGGCUUAUUUUUGAUUGCCAAACCCUUUUUGCAUCCUAAAGCAUAGAUAUAAUAUUACUUCGCAUAUAAUAUCAUAUCGACAAUCUCCCACUUUGGGGUAAGCCAAAAAAUAUUGAAAGGAAAUGCCUGUAAAAUGCUUAGCAACACUAUAUUAUGGUGUAUACUUUGUGAAUACAAAAUGUACAAAUAUUCUGACAGUGUCACAGAAAAUUUUGAAGGCACUUAACCUACCUACGUCAUUUAAUUUGUCCAAACUUAUUAAAAAUUUAACCUAAUCUGCAAUCAUCAUCGCUUAGCAUUGCCACUGUAGUAGUUAUCUUUACUAUUAAACUUAUUAAUUUAAAACGGUAACUGUGGUUAUAACUCGUAGAUAGUUUGUUCUGAUACAGAGGAUAUUUUCAGUAAAAAAAAAUACACUUUCAAACGUCACAGACGUUUUAAUUCGUAUUAUAUUUAACUGAAGCAGUCCCCGCUACACUGUUCUGUUAUCGACGGCGAUAAACUCCUUCUUUGCACGUUCAACCAAUCACAGUGCAGAAUUUAUCGCGAAUCGUGAGUUACAUUUAUCUACGUGGACAAUGGGCCCGUGUAGCGGGGACUGUUAAGAAUUAAAGAUUGUGUCUGUUCAAUUUCUUCUACGAUUAUUUAUAUGUAAACCAUCUCGGUUAGUUUUUAAUCGUCCGGUUAUUUAUUUAUUCGCUAUAAAUAAUUAAAAAAAAACGAAUGUUAUGUGUCUGCUUUAAAUUUAUCGAUGAGAACUAUCGAAAUAUAAAAUGUAUAAAACAAAACGGUGGAUUUUGAGGUUUAUUAAGGCCUGCAGAUAAAAAAAACAACAUGAAAUGGCGUAGACACAUAUUAUCUCAGUCUGUUUUUAUGUCUGUCUAUAUUCCUUCCUACUCACCCUUUGAUCGCCGCCAUUUUCAUAUAAUUUCUUUAUUUGCGGGUAAAAUACCGGGCGAUUAGCUAUAAACUAUUUUAUCCAUAUAGAUCUAUUAAAGUUAGCAAGUAAAUAGGUACAUUAGAGUGAACUAUUACAACGUAACUGCCUUAACUAUUGUGUUAUCUAUUCUUACUGUAAAAUAUGAAAGGGAAAAUAUAUAAAGUCGUUAGAUAAGAUUAGCAUUUCUGGAGGAAUCAAAUUGAAUAAGUUGUAUGAUUUUAUUAAAUAUAGAAAUUCAUAUUUAUAAAAGUAA